AUGACCAUACACCAUCAACGUGACUCCACCACUGAACUCACCUCUUCAUUCACAGCCCUUUGUCAACGCACGUCAGCAUCCAAGAUGCUUCUCCGUGAUUUCACCCUUCACCUCAUCACUCAAUCGCCUCAUCUGUCUGCAACACUUACUGUCGCAGACUUCGUCCGGUUCACAUCUCUUGCCGCCGAAGUCAAACAUCGCGCAGGCGCUUCCUUACGUCUCACAGCCACUCGAUUACCUUUGUCAACCUUCCUGGAUGCAGCUCUAUCCGUUCAAUUCCCCAAACAACUUACAGGCGACUUAUGGCGACUAUUAUUCCCCCUUUUACCGAUGUGCCGAAUCAAUACCGACACCUUGAUCCGCGAGUUUGGUACUCAAGAGGAUUUGACCCCCAAGUUACCUGAACAAUUCCUACGUUCACCUUUGUCACAUUGUAUUGUAUGCACACCCAACCAUUCCUACCCCUUACAUGUUCACUCCUGCGUCAAUGGUUAUCUUCACGACCUCGACGGGGUCCACACGGUUCAAACCAUUGUUCUCAACUGCUCAAACCCAAAGUGCACCACUGUAUACCGUCCCAGUUAUUACAGCCAAGAUGGGUGUUGGUUCUACUACACCGAGGCAAUGGGACGCGAUCGAGAUUACCUCCACAUCAACACUCAUUACUACAUGAGUCAACGUUUGUCCUACACGUUCCGGGUAUUGCAGAUGUUAGGCCACCAAUUUCACACCGGGUCAAUUGUUUACCACGUCGAUGUCCGAAGAGGAGUGUCGGAACGGUCUGAUGCUCCACUCAUUAAUGAAGCAUGCGGAUCGAAGAGGAACCCAGCUGGUGGUCAGCUCCAGUGGCACCGACAACAUUCGCUUCGAGUCUGCAAUCAAAUCUCACCUCGACCAACUGCUCAUCGAAGGCUCGAAGUAUUGCGACCAUUAUUGCUCCUCUUGUGUCCGUUUCUUACCAGAUGGCGUAGACCCAGUCUCCGGGGAAGCAUAUUACAAGUCCAUACGUGCUGUGGUCACGGAUGGGCUCACGAUUGGGCACUGGCGGUGCAGUGCAUCGUCAGGCCAACUGCGAGAGCUCGCUGA
This is a messenger RNA of Melampsora larici-populina 98AG31, 1086 nucleotides long. RefSeq lists its product as uncharacterized. Bases 1 to 1086 code for a protein of 361 amino acids. Lineage: Eukaryota; Fungi; Basidiomycota; Pucciniomycetes; Pucciniales; Melampsoraceae. The transcript is spliced from 4 exons. The record is from RefSeq and is a predicted model, not a curated record.